Molecule: messenger RNA, 1368 nt
Organism: Zasmidium cellare ATCC 36951
Lineage: Eukaryota; Fungi; Ascomycota; Dothideomycetes; Mycosphaerellales; Mycosphaerellaceae
Exons: 1
Coding region: 1-1368 (455 amino acids)
Source: RefSeq, a predicted model, not a curated record
AUGUCUCGAUAUUAUACCUCAGACGGCGAAGCAAGCAGUCGUCGAACCGCAAGCGCGCCCAACAGAUUGACUCCUCGAACGACAACUCAGCAUCCCGCAGCUCCUCGACAGGCGGCUCCGACACUCCUUCAAUCCCCGGCAGCUUUGCGGCAGCAGUAUAUGUCCACCAUCUCGGGGUAUCCUCCAAGCAGCAGCCAGUACACUACAUCCCGGCCAUCGGCAGCAACCCAACGGCCAAGUACACACAAUAGCAAGCCGUCCGCGUCAUCAUACACUGCUGUCAACGCUUCUCACAAAGCCCGGACAUACAGCCGCAAGCGCAUCUUGCUCGUUUGGUUUCAGAACCACGACUUCAGCGCGUCGGCCUUGACGAAGGAGGUUACCGAAGUAGCGGCAUUGUUCAGCGAUGACCUGGGAUUCGAGAGUCCGCAAUCCUGCCUCAUCACCGAGUCAGACACGAGCCCGACUAAUCAGCUCAUCACUGCCCUAAAGGCUUUUACGAGAGCAUGCAAAGACAAAAAGGAGCUCUUAGUCGUCUACUACAGCGGGCAUGGACGUGUUCGACCUCGUGGCGGUCUCAAUCUGCAGGGUGAAGGGAAAGCAAAAGACGAUGAAAAGGUGUACUGGAACAGGAUUCAGAAAGAAGUUUUGUUCAAGGUCGACGCCGAUUUUCUGGUGCUCCUGGAUUGUUGUUACGCCGAGAUGGGAGUGAAGGGUCUUCACCGCUACCGUCGUGACUCGAUCGCUGCGUGCGCCAAGGACAGGACUACAGCGACUCCGGGCGAGAGAUCCUUCACCGAAUGUCUGCUACAAGCCGCCAGACAGCUUCUGCCACAUGGCGGGUUCACUGUUCAGCAGCUCUUUGACCGGAUCAGAGUGGUGGCAGCAGAGAUGUGGUACGACGGCGCAAAACGAGCUGAGACGCCUAUUUACAAAGACCAAUGUGGGGACGAAACCGAACACGAAAUCCACUUUGAGAUGACGUCGCCUCCGACCAGCGCGCCUGAUUCGGCCUCCGCAGUUGCGACCAUGCAGCCCGCCGCCGGCAAUCGGCGACGCACGUCUACUCGGCGAGAUCCCUCAAACGACAGCGAUGAGAGCUCGAACGACUCGGAGGAAGACAGCGAGGGCGACGAGGAGGAGGACGAGGAGAACGACCCACCACAGACAACUCAUGGCCAAGCAGGUGCAUCAGACACCGCCUGGCAGCAGCGCCGAGCCCAAGCCCAAGCUGCCUGGAAGCGGAUGUGGGAUGAGGGGCGAACACCGGAGGAGGCUUUCGAGAAACUCGUGGCGACGUGGCAGACAAGCAUGCAUCUAUCAAAGCAGGAUGCUGAUGCUCAGAUACGAUGGCUGUUGGCGAGAUAA